This is a messenger RNA of Triticum aestivum (bread wheat), 2974 nucleotides long. Its product is annotated as eEF1A lysine and N-terminal methyltransferase. The record is from RefSeq and is a predicted model, not a curated record. Bases 137 to 1561 code for a protein of 474 amino acids. The transcript has a single exon. Lineage: Eukaryota; Viridiplantae; Streptophyta; Magnoliopsida; Poales; Poaceae.
CUUGACGUCUCGUCCUCUGUUGCUGUUGAUUCCCGCGAUGCAUUGACAGAGGAAAAUCCCCACCAUUUGCGAGCGCUCGACGUCUCGCCGUUUCCCUCACCCCGCGCCGCCGCCGCCAGAAAGCCCUCGCGGCUCAAUGGCGGUGUGCGCGGAGCUGAACCAGCUGCAGCACAUCGAGCCCUCCCGCUUCAUCUCCUUCUCCUUCCCCAACCCUUUCCUCCACGACGCCUCCAACCCUUACAGCGACGCCGACGACCACGCGGAGUUCCUCCGGGUGGCCGUUGUCGACUCCCCUGCCCCCGCGGCGCCAUCCCCGACCGCGCCGAGGACGGCGGCGAUGCUCGUCCCGGCCGGCCGGCACCGGGACUGGAUCUUCUCCACCCGCGCCGGGCAGCUCCACCUCCUCCUCUCCUCCCGAUCCCAGUGCACAAUCUCUCGCCUUAUACUCGUCGGCCCAGAGAUCCCCACUCCCUCCCCUCGGGUCGUUUGCUCCGCCGCCGCUCGCCCGGACCCGGAUCCUGCUCGCGCGCGGCUCCUCCCCCUCCUCCUGGCCCUCUGCCCCAGGGCUGCGUUUGGCAACGGUGCCAUCCCUGACGUCCCGCUGCUCUCCUUCCACGACGACCUCCUUCGGCUUGUUCCUGUCCAGCUUGUCGCCGGUCCUGUCGUCGGCGAGAUGCUUGUCGAGGAUGUGGCCGUGGACUGCGCUCCUGGCCCGGCCGAGUUGCGCCGGAGGCUGCGUUUCAAGCGCAUGCCGUGCCUUAUACAGACCCAGGUGCGCCUUGCCUGGCCAAUGUCUGCUGCUGCUUCUGCUGCUUCUUCGUUGUUGGAGGCAUUGGAGGAGGGGCCUGCUAGUUCGUUACAGCCUGAGGUGGGUGGACCAUUAGUCCAGCCUUACCUCCAGGCCAUGGUUGCCGGCCUUGCACUCAUCGACUCAUCGGUGGAGGAGAAUGCUCGGUCAGGUGCAAGGCCGAGGUGCCUCUGCGCUGGCAUUGGUGGUGGAGCUCUUCCAAUGUCCAUCAGGGUGGGACUUGGCUUCGAUGUACUGGGCGUCGAGUCUGAUUGUGUUGUCCUAGACGUCGCAAGGAACUAUUUUGGACUGGUGGAGGAUGAGUUCCUUCAUGUACGUGUUGGCGAUGCUAUUCAAAUGAUUCAGGAUUUUGCACAUGGAGAUGAGCCUGAUUCGAAAUUCAGUGCAAUUAUGGUGGAUCUUGACUCCCCUGAUGCAAUGUGUGGUGUCAGUGCGCCGCCAUUGGAGAUGACCCAUAGAAGCAUCCUUCUUGCUGCACGCAGAAUUCUACAUCAUGAUGGAGUGCUGGUACUGAAUGUAAUCCCUCCUGCUGCUGAUGCAUCCUUCUACAAAGGGCUGAUUGAUGUUCUUCACCAGGUUUUCUCUGAGUUAUAUGAGAUAGAUGUUGGUAAUGGUGAAAAUUUUGUUCUUGUUGCCAGAGUGUCACCGACUGAAAGCACCCUUCUUGAUAGUUCAAGGCUCUUUCGGACGGAAUUGAGGAAAUUAACUGGGGAUUUUUUGGAACGUAUAAGAAAAGUUGAAAUUCCAAGUUAGUGUUGCUGUUUGAAGUCAUGACCUACAGAGAGGCUGUUCCAGACUUAUAUUUGGGUCUGAUAUAUAGUGCUAAGGUCAUGGCUAUAUUAGAAUUUUGACAGUACUAUUCUGAUACCCAAUCAAGAAAGCCUGUUUGAGCAUUACUACAGAACUGCUGGGUUUGCUUUUGUUAUUUUGCUGCUAUGCAAACUGAGCAUUUGCUGCUGUGCUUUAGAUCAUAUCUGAGUGAGCAAUACCUGAACUUCAUAUUGUCUUCCAAGGCUGAAUACUUUAGGAGGAGCGACAAUUUUUUUGAAAAUCAAUGGUGGAAAGUGCCGGGAUAAAGAACUCUGGCAAGUUCGCUUCAAUCCAGGAGCUGUGGAAUACCAAUUUUUUUGUAAGUUCACUACCAGUUAAUGGUUAAUGCCACAUGUUGACAAGCUUAGGCAGCGAUUCAGGGUGCAACAAGAUCUACUAAGUUACAUGAGAUGCUCUUUAUCCUUCAUCAACUGAUUGGUGCAUAUUUUCAUGAAGAUUGUUCUGUCCUGCCAACCAUUGUACGACAGUAAAGUGUUUGUCAUGACACUAGUAGAUAUAAUUCGAAAAUUAUUUAUGUACCAGAAUUCUAGUUUAGCCAUUUGAAACUUCGUUUUUCUUUACGUUCCGAUGAGCAGGAAUUUUGUUUUACUGUCAAGAAGAAUUAUUGUGUAGUGAUUUAGCUCAAAGCAGAAUACAUCAAAUGACAUCACUACUUAAUUACAUAUUCAGUUGUUUCAAAUUUAGCCUUGUUAUUAGAUUAUCAUAUUAUAUGUCAAUUGCCUUUUAUGGGGUAUAAAAAUGCUCUAUAAAUAUGCUUUUAAGGUUGCCUUGUUCAGUAAACUCGUCUACAGCGUGAUUUGAGUAACACAAUCCAUAGCAUAUACAAUUGAUCUCUCCUUUUCCCCUAUUUGCUUUUAGGUUGGAAUUGAUGUCAGUUUGGUUUGAACGAGAAAAAGAGUGGUUACCAAUUAUUUAGCUGGGCAGGAAACUUUCUGCUUACCUAGAUGGUGGGAUCAACUUUAUUCAAUCAAGCUUCUUGGAUGAGCAACAUCCAUAUGUUUAUCUGCUGUGAUGUGUACAGCAAUUAAACGACGAAUCUGUAGCGGAAGAAAUGCCAAAAUGGGAGCAAAUGAUUUCAUCAGUUGGAGAGAGUUCAUAAACAGAUGUUUCGGUGGAGUACUCCACCGUUGAACAUGCCUAGUGGCCUGAACAUUUCAACCAGUUCACCAAGGAUGUGUUCAGACAUCUCACAUGUUGUAGAUUUUGUCAGAACCCAAUAUGUCGCCACUAUUGCUUUUUCUCGGUUCGUACUCUGCUGUAGUUUGGUUAUUUCGAUUAAAGAAACGCCGGGUUGAACGAAGGGGUAAGGGAAUCUCCAACGUCAUCCCCAAAUCA